Molecule: messenger RNA, 498 nt
Organism: Rotaria sp. Silwood1
Lineage: Eukaryota; Metazoa; Rotifera; Eurotatoria; Philodinida; Philodinidae
Source: the annotation of a GenBank genome assembly
AUGGAAAAUUUUCUUAAGCAAAAGUUUGGUUUUCAUAAUAUUGAAGGUCAAUAUAUUGUGUCUGGUGUACGAGCAUUUAAACUAUCGAAACCGAUUUCACAAUUAGAACCCAAUAAAAAAAUCUAUUUUCCUUAUGAUCAAUAUCACAAUCCAUUUAUUAUGACUGUAGAUGAAAUUCGAAGGUGGCAAAAUUCUUACGUCGUAUAUGCUGAUGGAAAUGCUCGAAAUAUGAACAAAAAAUUUCUUUCUCAUGCUCUUCAAAGAAGAAGUGAAAAUGGCAGUGAAGCUUUUUGUAUGAAAUUCGUUGUUCGUAUGUCUGAUUGUCCUAUCCUAAUGAAAUUUGAUGCAAAGAUUUCACCGCGUUCCCUCCAGGAUGAUUGGCCUAAUCGGAUCAAACUCGUUUCAGUGACAGGUAUUGAUUUUGCUGGACGAGAGCAUGAUGUUGAUGAUAUUACAACUUAUAUUAGAAAUUGGCAGCAAGUUUUCGAACUUGAUUGA